GCCCCGGAGGCCGGCCCAUCCUCCGAAGCCGGUUCCUGCACAUCUCGUUUCCCUGCGGAACGUCCGUGCCCGGAAUUCAUCCCUUGCCUUGCCUGGAAGAGACACCUCGGGGAGGUGGCUGCACCCGGGAAGGACAGCGCCCACCUUACACCCAGCGUUUGUACAGUGCAGGGGAGGCAAAGCCGCUUCUCCUUGGCCCUCGGCUUGCUAGAGGUACCCUGCCUCCGGGGUGGCCUCACAUCUUCCUCGAAGCCCUGUGCUUCCUCCAAGGCCUGGCUGCUUUCGGCAGCUAAGCCAAGGAACUUGAGGAAACACCUAAGACCCACUUUCAAACCUAAAAUAUUGGCAAGCGUCCUUUUCUUUAUUUAAAGACUUGUAUUAUUUUCUGGUCUGGCCAGCAGAGACUGGCAGCUGUGGGGUGCAACAAAGCAAAGCUUCAGGUUUCUGGGACUGUGCUUGCAGCGGACACCAGGAUAGAGGGAGACCCUGUUUAAACCCAGGUGCUGCUGGAGGAAGUCAUUACAGGAACCCCUAACUUCCAAGGCAAGGGGAUGAAAGGAACCUUAGCUUAAGGAAGGAAAAGUCUCUGUGGCUUGGGUGUUGGUGCAGACAGCCUCACCAGAAGUACAGGCGCACUGAUGCGGCUGCGCCCUGCAGGCAGCAAUCUGCCAAGCCCCUCGUUCUUGCCCAGCUGCUGCCCCUGGAGGCGCUACACCUGCGCUGCCUUCAGCUAUGAAAUUUCUGUUGGUUUUUGAUUUUGACCAUACAAUCAUAGAUGAAAAUAGUGACACCUGGAUUGUGAAAUGUGCUCCUGAAAGAAAACUUCCUAAUGAAUUAAGAAACUCUUACCAACCAGGACAUUGGACAGAAUAUAUGGGCAGAGUCUUUGUCUACUUGGGAGACAAUGGUGUCAAAGAAGAUGAGAUGAAAAGAACUAUGACAACAAUUCCUUUCACUGCGGGAAUGAUAGAUCUUCUGGGAUUUAUUGGCAAGAACAAGGAGUUGUUUGAUUGUAUAAUUGUUUCAGAUUCUAAUACAGUAUUUAUUGACUGGAUUUUGAAAGCUGCUGACUUCCAUCAAGUGUUUGAUGAAGUGUUUACAAACCCUGCAGCAUUCAGCAGUACUGGCUAUCUUACUGUACAGCACUUCCAUGCUCACCAUUGUGCAAAGUGCCCUAAAAACCUUUGCAAAAGCAAAGUUUUAAAAGAAUUUCUAGAUAAACAGUUGGAGCGAGGAGUGAGUUAUACACAAAUUAUAUAUAUAGGUGAUGGUGGGAAUGACUUAUGUCCAGUAAUGUUUUUGAAGAAGAAUGAUAUUGCUAUGCCCAGGCAGGGGUAUACCUUGGAGAAAAGGAUUUCUCAACUGGCCCAAAGUCUCAGUCCUGUACAGUGUUCUGUUCUGGUUUGGUCAUCUGCAAUUGACAUUAUGUCUUACCUGAAACUACUUAUAAAGGAAUGAUUCUAAUGAUAAAAGGAAACUGAUAAACUUCCAUUUUAACUUAUUGGGAGAGAAAAACUACAUGUGUAUAAAAGUUCAGCAUUGUAAAAUUGGGCUAUUAUCUGAAAUUAUGGAGCUUUUAACCCCAAACAGAAAACUGUUUAUGUUCAAUCCUGGUGACAACGCGAAAGUGCAGUAAAAAGCCUUCUAACACAGUACGGACUCCAACAUAAGUGGAAAAGGGGCAUUGGGACAGGACUUGGCAUUAGUUUUUGGCUACUCCCUUCCCUCCAACCCUCUACAAGUAUAUAGCUGAUAUAUACUUGCAAUCCCACACACUUAGGGGAAGGAGGAGGAUUCCUGUUCAAAAUAAUGAAAUUCUUUAUUAGAAAACAUUAGGUGCCAGGAGCAUGGUUCUAGAGCUGUUGGCUUUUAUACUUCUUUGAUGUCAAAUUAUUUGCUUGUAAUCUUGUUUAAUCCAAAGAUGCAUUUAUAUUUUCAAUUGAUUAUUUUACCAAACAAAAUUACUUUUUAAUACUUUGUAUUAUCUUGUAUUGUAAAGACAAUAAAAGUUGCUGUCACUGACAAAUGCAACACAACUAA
Messenger RNA from Passer montanus (Eurasian tree sparrow), 2040 nucleotides. RefSeq names its product phosphatase, orphan 2 (gene PHOSPHO2). Bases 733 to 1458 code for a protein of 241 amino acids. The record is from RefSeq and is a predicted model, not a curated record. The transcript has 4 exons. Gene Ontology annotation, molecular function: phosphatase activity. Lineage: Eukaryota; Metazoa; Chordata; Aves; Passeriformes; Passeridae.